GCGUCCGAACCCCCCGCGGUUUUCCACCACCUGCUUUCCCCGCCCGUGCCAGGCCGGAUGGUGGGGACGGUGCCCUGUCCCUCGGGGGUGCUGGCACCUCCCGGCCGUGGGAUGAUGCCCUGCCGGCCCUCGCCGCCCAUCCAAAGGUCUCCCCGAGCCGGGAGCUGCGCCCGGAGCUCGCCCUUCCCACCCAGAUCCAGGUGAGGGGCUGAGCCCGGGGACUCGUCACCACCGGCUGCACUUUGGACGCACCGGCGGCCGUGGAAUAUUCCGAACUCGGUGCCAAAGCCGCGUCCCCGGCCUCGGUUUCCAGCUGCAGCACCGCCGAGCCCGCGGCGAUGGAGCGGCCGGCGGGGAUGGAGAAGCAGAGCCCGGUGGAUUACGGCGUCCAGAUCCGCUUCAUCAACGACCUCCAGGAGCCCCGCAGACCCCCGAAGCCGCGGGGCAAGCCCGGCUCCUACGGCGUGGCCGUGCGGGUCCAGGGCAUCGCCGGGCAGCCCUUCGUGGUCCUCAACAGCGGCGACAAGGGCGGCGACUCCUUCGGGGUGCAGAUCAAGAGCGACGGGUCCUACCCGACCCCCCCCUGGCCCUCGGGCUCCGUCAGCUCCGACUCGGACCUGCCGGAGAAUCCCUACGCGGGGCGGCAGCGCCGGCACGGCUCCUACAGCACCUCGGACGAGGAGGCUCCGGGGGGCUCCCGGCGGGACCCCCAACCCGCGGCGGGGGGCGAGGAGCUGCGGAGGACACAGUCCCACGGGGACCUGCUCAGCGCCGCCGCCGAGGAGCCCCCGGCCCGCGGCAUUCCCGGGAUUCGGCGGCAGGAGCAGCAGCGCCGGGCCCCGGCCGGCGGGAAGAGCGGCAGCGCCUCGAGCAUCGCCCCGGGGCACAAACCCGCGAGGGCCGGGGGCAAGGACCCGUCCUCGGACCCGGAGGUGGCCGGGGGGGACGUGGACACCAAGCCGCUGUCCUCGGUGGAUUCCCUGAUCAGCAAAUUCGACGGGAAGGGGCAGCAGCAGCAGCGGGGAAGGGCCGCCAGGAGGGGCCGCAUCCCCUCGGCCGAGAGGAAACGCUCCCAGAGCCUGGACGGCCGCGUGUCCCACCGGGAUGUCCCGGACACCCGCGUGUCCCACCGGGAUGUCCCGGACACCCACUUGUCCCACCGGGAUGUCCCGGACACCCACUUGUCCCACCGGGAUGUCCCGGACGCCCGCGGAACUCGCCUCCAGCCCUCGGGACCCGCCGGCAGCCGCAGCCCCCCGCGUGGAUCCGGGGGGAUGGACGGGGCAGGGAUGAAGAUCCAGCGGGGAAUUCGGGCCGUGGAGGAGCAGAGCAAAGCCCGGGCAGAGCUGCAGCUCAAAUCCACCCCGGACCUGCUGCGGGAUCAGCGGGAGGUGGCCCAGCCUGGCAGCACUGAACACCCCAAGGAGCUCAUCUACAGCAUCCUGAAGGAGGGGAGCAGUGAGAGUGAGAUCUCCCUGAAGAGGAAAACCUCCCGGCUGCUGGAGAAGAUGCAGGAGCUGGUGGUGCCCCCCAAGGAUGGGGCGUGUUCCCAACCCCAGCACAGGGAACUGGCCAGGAAGGUGGAGGAGCUGCAGGAGAAGCUUGAUGAGGAGACCAAGCUCCGCCAGAAGCUGGAGCUGCCCGGGGGCCCCGCCCGGCUCCGCGAGGCCGAAGCGGAGACCCAGCAGCUCCGGGGGGCUCUGGAGAAGAAAAACCAGGAGCUGCAGAGGAGCCAGCAGGAGCUGAAGGAGGUGAAAUCCUCCAAGGAGCAGCUGGAGAGCCGGCUGGGGGACUGCGAGGAGCAGCUCCUGGCCACGCGCCGGGAGCUCGAGCGGCUGCGCCAGAGCUCCGGAGCUUCCCCGGACGCCGAGUCCCUCUACAAGGAGCUGCUGGAGGCCCGGGAGGAGCUGGAGGAGGCCCUGAGCUCGCGGCAGAGGCAGGAGGAGCAGCUGCGGCUGCGGGAGCGGGAGCUGACGGCGCUCAAGGGGGCCCUCAAGGAGGAGGUGGCCACCCACGACAAGGAGCUGGAGAGGGUCAGGCAGCAGUGCCAGAGCGACAUGGACCAGCUGAGGAGGAGCAUGGAGGGCAUCUCGCAGGAUAAAGCCAACCUGGAGUCGGAGAGGCAGAAGGUGGGCGCCGUGGUGAGGAACCUGCAGCGGGAGCUGGAGGAGAGCGCGGAGGAGACGGGGCACUGGAGGGAGAUGUUCCAGAAGAACAAGGAGGAGCUCAGGAACACCAAGCAGGAGCUGCUGCAGGCGAAGCUGGAGCGGGAGGAGUUCGAGGAGGAGCUGCGGGAGCUCCGGGAGCGCUUCCAGGCCGCCCGGGAAGAGGCGGAUCAGGCCCGGAGCAGCGCCGUGGAUCCCGGGGAGCUGGAGGCCCUCAGGAAGGAGCUGCGGGAGGCGCGGCAGGAACGGCAGGAACGGGAGGAGCGGCUCCGGGAACGGGAGCGGGAGCUGCUGGAGCUGAGGGGGGCCCUGAGGGACACGGAAUCCAGCCGGGCUGGGGAGCUGGAGCAGCUCCGAAGGGACCUGCAGCGGCUCCGGGAGGAGCGGGACGAGGCCGCCGAGGCAAAGGCAUCCCUGGAGAGCGCCCGGGAGGCGUCGGAGCAGGCGAGGAAGGCGGUGGAGUCCAGCCUGAGGGAGGUGCAGGAGCAGAACGACGACCUGAGGAGGAAAUUCCUGGGCCUGGAGACGAAGCUGAAGGAGUACGAGCGCCUGGGGGAGAACUGGGAGGGCUCCCAGGCGCGGCUCAAGGACAAGGUCGCCAAACUGGAGGCCGAGCGCAGGCUCGUGGAGGAGUCGCUGGGAGAGGCCACGGAGCGGGAGCAGGAGCUGCUCUUGGCCAAGAGGUCCCUGGAGACGCGGCUGGAAGAGGCCGAGAGGGGCCUGGCCCGGCUGGCCCAGGAGCAGCAGGACCUGAGCCUGUCCCUGCAGGAGGAGCAGCGGCAGAAGGAGCAGCUCAAGCGCUCCAAGAACGAGCUGGAGGAGCAGAAACGGCUCCUGGACCGAACCACCGAGAAGCUCAACAGAGAGCUGGAGCAGAUGACGGCGGAAUCCCAGAGCUCCCUGAGCUCCCUGAGGUCGCAGCUGGAGGAAUUCAAGGAGAAAUCCCGGCGGGAGAUCACGGAUUCCCAAAAGCAGGCCAAGGACCGCGGGGCCGAGGUGGAGAAGAUGCAGUUCAGCGUCGGGAGGCUGCAGGACGAGGUGUCCCGGCUGAAGCAGGCUCUGCAGGAGAGCCAGGCCGAGCGGGAGAACGUCCUGCUGGAUAAGGAGGUGCUGCUCCAGCGCCUGCACAACCUGGAGCAGGAGAUGGAUUCCCGGAAGCGCUCCCAGGACGAUCGAUCCCGGCACGUCAAGGCGCUGGAGGAGAAGUCCAAGCGGCUGGAAGUGGAGCUGGAUGAGGAGAGGAGCACGGUGGAGCUGCUGACGGAGCGGGUCAACCGGAGCAGGGACCAGAUCGACCAGCUGCGGGCGGAGCUGCUCCAGGAACGCUCCAGCCGCCAGGACCUGGAAUGUGACAAGGUGUCCCUGGAGCGGCAGAACAAGGAGCUGAAGAACCGCCUGGCCAGUUCCGAGGGGCAGCACCGGCCCAGCAGCAACGUGUCCCAGCUGGAAGCGCGGCUGGAGGAGCUGCAGGACCAGCUGCAGGCCGAGGAGAGGGAGAAGAACGUCCUGCUCUCCUCCAACCGCAAGCUGGAGAGGAAGGUGAAGGAACUCACCAUCCAGAUCGACGACGAGCGGCAGAACGUCAGCAACCAGAAGGACCAGCUGAGCCUGAGGGUGAAGGCCCUGAAGCGGCAGGUGGACGAGGCAGAGGAGGAGAUCGAGCGCUUGGAGGGGGCGCGGAAGAAGGCGCAGCGGGAGCUGGAGGAGCAGCACGAGCUCAACGAGCAGCUGCAGAACCGUGUCAAGGCGCUGGAGAAGGAGGCCUGGCGCAAAGCCGCGCGCUCGGCGGCCGCCGACUCGUCGCUGCAGGACGAGCAGCUGAGCUCGGACGAGGAGUUCGACAGCGCCUACGGCCCGUCCUCCAUCGCCUCCCUGCUCAACGAGCCCAACCUCCAGACCAGCUCCUGCUGACACGCAGGAGUGGGGCCAGUUCCCCCUUCGGAUGCUGCUGCUGCUGCUGCUCGAGGGGAAAAAAAAAACUCUUCCGAGGACAUGAAGGAAGGAGGGGUGGGAACCCCUUGGGAAUCUCCU
Chiroxiphia lanceolata (lance-tailed manakin) is the source of this 4196-nucleotide messenger RNA. RefSeq names its product cingulin (gene CGN). The record is from RefSeq and is a predicted model, not a curated record. Bases 339 to 4076 code for a protein of 1245 amino acids. Gene Ontology annotation, cellular component: myosin complex. Lineage: Eukaryota; Metazoa; Chordata; Aves; Passeriformes; Pipridae. The transcript has 21 exons.